Molecule: messenger RNA, 9667 nt
Organism: Solenopsis invicta (red fire ant)
Lineage: Eukaryota; Metazoa; Arthropoda; Insecta; Hymenoptera; Formicidae
Gene: hppy
Product: mitogen-activated protein kinase kinase kinase kinase 5
Exons: 20
Coding region: 265-3012 (915 amino acids)
Biological process (GO): protein phosphorylation
Molecular function (GO): ATP binding; MAP kinase kinase kinase kinase activity
Source: RefSeq, a predicted model, not a curated record
GUUGCUCGACUUGCUCGCCAGCGCGCGUGCGCUAACGAGCGGUUCAGCUGUUGUGAACAAUGGCGACGUCUCGACGGAUGGUGUGACAUCCCGACAGGCUAGAUGCUCCCGCUGCGCUGCCCGGACGCGGCUGCACGUACACGCGCAUCGGUUCGCGGACGCUAAAGACGGAUCCACGGCACAUAGCCCCGGGUGUCCUGCUUUUUUCUCCCUUUCUCCUCUCUCUUUCCCUCUCUUUCUUUCGCUACGUCUUUGCCGCUCGCGAUGGCUGCGGUGAACGCAAAUGCACUGUCCAGUGACAUAAGCCGUAGGAAUCCCCAGGACGAGUACGAGCUCAUCCAGAGGAUAGGCAGCGGGACCUACGGCGACGUUUACAAGGCUAAACGGCUCUCCAUGAACGAUCUCGCGGCGAUUAAGGUUAUCAAACUGGAGCCAGGUGAUGACUUUGCAAUCAUUCAACAAGAGAUCUUAAUGAUGAAGGACUGCAGGCAUCCAAAUAUUAUAGCAUAUUAUGGCAGUUAUCUAAGGAGAGAUAAGUUGUGGAUAUGUAUGGAGUAUUGUGGAGGUGGAUCAUUGCAGGAUAUAUAUCAUAUAACUGGACCAUUAACAGAAAUACAAAUAGCAUAUAUGUGUCGAGAGACCCUCACUGGUUUAGCUUACUUACAUAGUAUGGGUAAGAUGCAUCGUGAUAUCAAGGGUGCCAAUAUACUCUUGACGGAGGCAGGUGAUGUAAAAUUGGCAGAUUUUGGUGUGUCAGCUCAAAUCACAGCAACAAUUAACAAGAGAAAGAGUUUUAUUGGUACACCUUACUGGAUGGCACCUGAGGUAGCAGCUGUGGAAAGAAAAGGCGGUUAUAAUCAAUUGUGCGAUAUUUGGGCAUGUGGAAUAACCGCAAUUGAAUUAGCAGAAUUGCAGCCGCCAAUGUUUGAUCUACAUCCAAUGCGCGCUCUAUUUCUUAUGUCAAAGUCUGGUUUCAAACCACCGACAUUGAAAGAUCGUGAUAAAUGGAGUCCAACGUUCCAUAACUUUGUCAAAAUUGCCCUUACAAAAAACCCGAAGAAAAGGCCAACUGCAGAGAAGUUGCUUCAGCACGCAUUUUUCCAAGGGGAGAUGAGCAAGAGACUGGCUUUAGAAUUAUUGCAAAAAGUGUCAAAUCCCAGCCAUAUGUUUACGGAUCUGGAGGCCGAUGAAGAUGGGGCAGUACCCAAUGUUCCGCAAAGAAUAGCUUCACGUCACACUGCAAGGCCUAGGCCAAAGAGUCCUAUAUCGCAACUGGAUAGUGACGAUCAAAUCAACAUUGAUGGAGGAACAUUACAUAGAGAUUCCAUAUCGCCAUCUGUGGACAGUAAUCCAGCGUGGGAUAUUAUGGACAUUAUGAAUAAUGUCAAGGCCGUGCAUAAUUGUGAUGUGCAUCCAGACUGUGGAAUUGGAUCUGCGUUUGAAGACGCCCAGGAAAAGAGUCUAUUGCAGUACAUUGAUGAGGAGUUGUUGCUAAGGGGGAAUGCAAUGUCGAUGGUUGGUGGGCAUUGCGACCAGCUAUAUUCCCUGCAAGCUACUCUUCCAUUGGGGGAAUCUUCGAAUGAUUGCGAAGUUCAUUGUCCAUAUUAUAAUGUGUCUGGAUCUCAAGCGAGCCCAAGACGUCAUAGCUCCGUGGACGAAUUGUAUGGUCUCGUCAAUAGUUCUCAGUCUUUAACAGCUGUGAAUGGGCAACGCCAACGAUCAUUAUCGGACAGCGGCCCUAGGGACGAGCCUGCACAAUCAAACGGCGACAACGAGAUAUCGGCCGAUCGAGAUAGGGAAAGUAUGAGUCCCGAUUUACUGUCAGACACGCCGCCUGUCCCUCCACGGAGAAGGGAUCGAAAGAGACACACGCCACCGAGACCCAUAAGUAAUGGAUUGCCUCCCACACCGAAAGUGCACAUGGGAGCAUGUUUCUCGAAGGUAUUUAACGGCUGUCCACUGAGAAUACACUGUACCGCAAGUUGGAUUCAUCCAGACACAAGGGAUCAGCAUUUGCUGAUUGCAGCGGAGGAAGGAAUUUAUAAUUUGAACUUGAAUGAACUCCAUGAAACUGCGAUAGACCAGUUAUAUCCUAGACGUACUAUUUGGAUGUACGUUAUUAAGGAUGUUCUCAUGUCUCUUUCUGGAAAAACGCCUCAGUUAUAUAGGCACGACUUGUUAGCAAUGCUAAGUAAACAGACUCAUAGAUUUUCGUUGCAUAUGAAUAAAAUACCAGAGAGAUUAGUCCCUAGGAAGUUUGCCCUCACUACGAAAGUGCCGGACACAAAGGGAUGUACCACAUGUUGCGUUGGGAGAAACCCAUAUAAUGGGUACAAAUAUUUAUGUGGUGCAAUGCCAGCAGGAAUAUUCUUAAUGCAAUGGUACGAUCCAUUGAACAAAUUUAUGCUUUUAAAACAUUUUGACUGUGUUCUACCGUCCCCUCUAAAUGUCUUUAAAAUGGUUAUCACACCUGAGAUGGAAUAUCCGAUGGUAUGUGUAUCGGUCAAACAGCCAUACCAACAAAACAAAUUAAAGCUGGAUUUAAUUAAUAUGAAUUCGGGAGCAAGUUGGUUCCACAGUGAUGAAUUGGAAGAUAUGGACGGCUCAGCAACUGUUAUACCAAGACGAGAAAAUUUAAACGUUAUUAACGUUACGCAAUUCGAGAAAGAUGUAAUACUCGUUUGUUAUGAUAAUGUGGUGAAAAUGGUAACUUUACAAGGGAAACCGCGUGUUAGCAAAAAGCAGUUGUCAGAGCUGCAGUUUAAUUUUCAAAUCGAAUCUAUCAUUUGUCUACCUGAUAGUGUAUUGGCAUUCCACAAACAUGGUAUGCAAGGUAGAAGUUUCAAGAAUGGCGAAGUUACACAAGAGAUUAGUGAUCCAAGUAGAACUUAUAGGCUACUUGGCUCAGAUAAGGUUGUGAUGUUGGAGAGUCAUCUGGUCCACAGUGGUACAUUGACUGAAUCGGAAGGCGCAGAUUUGUACAUUCUUGCUGGACACGAGGCCAGCUAUUAAGCAUUGACUCUGAAAUAUCGAGCACGCGACCACAUGCUACAUGAUGGCUCGCAUGAUUUGUGAUUGAAUUGCAUGUAACAUGGAACGGCUACAAGAAUGGUGAGAUUAAAACAUGCGGAGGUGAAAACUUUAUAAUUAAUUAUCCCGCCGUGAAUACGUGUGCGACUGGUACAACCAGCGUGCAAUUUAAACGUCGCGAUAGUCGUUGUCUCUCCGUGUAGCCGAUAUCGCAUAGACUGGUAGUUAAUCGCGAUAAUUUUUAUUUAACGAGUGUCUUAGGGCUAGGCAGUAUUUGCAUUAGAUACAAGUGAAGCCAUAAUGAGGAGGAAUAGCGAAUUUAGUAAAAGGAUAGACAGUAUGCAAAAUUAUCCUUAUGCCUGAUCAAAUAAAGCUUAUGAUAAUCGCACUAUUUCGAAUGGUAUCGAAUAAAGGCGAUUUACUAGUAUAUUUAGCUAUAUGUAUAAACUACGCUCUUACAAAUUAUAAAAUUAUAAAGAGAGAUCUAAAAUAAAAUCUCGGGAUGUCUAAGAAGCUAUGAAAAUGAAAGAAAAGCCGCAUCAAGUGGUCCAAAGUAAUCAAUCGACGUAUAUUAAUGAUAAUAUAACUAUGUGAUAUUUUUCUUCAAAUUCAUCUUUCUAUAAUCUCUACAACGACAUAUAGCAAAUAAAAACAGAACAAUCAAUUUCCGAGAUUUUGAUUUUAUUUUAAAUAUUUUUUGGUAGUAAAUAAAUUUUAAUGACUUUACAAGAGCGUAUUUUAUGGAAAAUAUUCUCCGUGCUUUUUCGACAUUUUGAUAGUAAAAUUAGCUAGCAUAUCAUCUUACCGCAAGAGAAUCGUUGCAUUGCAUUGCUUUGAAUGCGCGAAAGUAACAAAGCUCUUGUAGUGUUGUACAAAUGAUAUAUUUCCAGUUUUUCUCUUUCUAGAACUUUCUGAACUUAUAUUUAAUAGCUUUUAGCCUUCGAGAACCGAAUUAAUUAUAAUAGUGUUUAAUAGAGUAAGAUUUUAACGUGUUUGUAUUUUUAACGAUUAUGGGAUUAUUAGACGAGACGAUAUUUAUAUUCUUACAAGAGAUCGCGUAGUUUUCGAAGGUUAAAACGUUAUCGCUGCAUUCGGAUGGGAAUAUCUCCUAUAAUUUUAUGUAUAAAAGAUAAAAUUGGAGAUUGAAAACGAAAUACGUAUAAUAUUUUUAUUCAAUUUUAUUUAAAUAUUUUACAAAAAUCUUUUGCUUUUUACCGUUCUUAACUGAAAGAAUCCAAAAAAAGGAAUCUUUUGAAUCUUCCAUGUUGAGAAAAAAAUUAUUCACGAUUUAUUAGAAGCAUGACGCCUUCUUAUAUUUUCUUUCAGAAACAACAGAUCAUAGAAGAAACGACAACGAUAUAUAAGGAAAGUAGAUAAUUAAUGUAUAGCGGUAUAAAAACAUUUUUGAAGAAUUCCAUAGAAACGAAUAUAUUUCCCACAGAAAAAAAUUAUAUAAUAUUGUGUAUACAUGUAUACACAGUACAAAAUUCUCUCGUAUUAAUGUCACAUCCUCGAUGUGUGUAUCAAACUUAUACUACUCAAGCUUCAUUUUAUCAGGCAUGGGAUCACCUCGAAGGUAUCUUUAUUAAGACACUAUGUUCAUCAGUGUCUCUAAUUUUGGACGAUUGUAAAUAAAAAACACGGCCAAUAUUUGCGCGACGACAACGAUUGUGGGUGUUUACCUAUCUUGAGAACAUUUGUCUGCGCAUUUGUUAUAGCGUUUUGCUUGCUACGCAACGUUAAUGCGAUUGCAAUAACGACGAUACAUUUUUGCGAUUAUUAACAGCUUGAUUUGCUCGCGAUGGCAAUCUAUAAUUGAUUUACGUUAUUUUAUGAAGUAAUGCUCGGCACAGCGUGAAUUUCUCAUCGAGUUAUAGUAGUGCUUUAAUGAAGCGUUAUUGUGAUAUAUGCGACAAGAAGGAGUACUCAAGCAAAACAGAAUAACGAGAUGAUCAUUUUUUUCAUCUGUGAUUUGGUAUCAAAGUCCAAUUUUUGCAAUUUUUAUUGUUCGAGUACUCUUUCUAUAAAUCAGUCAUAUAUAACUGCGUCAGAGAGCACAAUGCGUAAAUCUGUUUUUUUUUUUAGCCGCUCUUUAUAUCCGGUAAUUUUUUGUGAUGACUAUAUGACCGUGUGUAUAUAUAUAUAUAUAUAUAUAUAUAUAUAUAUAUAUAUGUAUGUGUGUGAAGCGACAAGCGGAAUAACUUUCAUGUGAUCGGUCUUAAGACUGGGAGAAAUGCAUUUCUUCGUUUUACAAUAGAAUUUUUUUUAAUAUUUUGAAAAGAAAAAAUACGUAGGAUUUAAGCAUGAUGAAAGACAGUCGUUCGUUUUACGUUUUGUAAAAUUUUUAACUUGAUUUGAUUGAUUUUCAACGUCAUUUAAUUUAAUUUAACGAAACUUUAUUUGCUUGCGUAAUUUUGAAUAUUUCCGAUUAUUUGUUGCCGAGGUCCAUAACCAAUCUCAUAAUUCGACACUUGUAGAUUGACAAUAUUGAAAACAUUCCUUUUCUUAUCUGGAAUAUUUGACCAAUUAUAAAUCAUAAUCACUAAUAGCACUAUUAAUUGUUAUUAAAUACACAGAUUAUUUCGUCGUUAUCUUAUUAUAGUGCCGCUGUAAUACUUAUAUUUUCUUGCAGGAUCAAUGCUGGAAUUUAAUAAUGCUUUCUAAUAUCUAUUUAUUAGAAGGAUUUAAUUGUGCAAUGAUUUAUUCAAUUAUAUCUUGAUAACGCAAGCAAAUAACGCGCAAAUAAAAAUUAGCUUGUAAAAUAAUUAAUAUGAAAAAAUGUUCCGACAAAAUUGAGCGUUAAUGUAUUAAAAUCAAAUGAUCGUAUAUCUAGUUGUAAGAAGAUCAGAAGUUUUUUCAAAAAUUAGCCUUGUGAGAUUACAUAAGGUAUAUGUACUUUAUUUGAUUUACAAACUAAAGUCCCAGACACAAUGAACGGAAUAGAGAGAAUAUGAAAUAAUCAACAAUUCAAUAUGUUGAACAAAGAAUGCUUUAUAUGUUUUCCUUAUUUAACGUAUUGAACUGUUCCUUAUUUCCCGUUGCUAUUGUCUAUACUUUUCAUUGUGCAAUAGGCUUAAUGCUCGGCAUAGGUUGCAUAUAUGAGGCACAUUUAUUUUAAAAAUAUAAAUAUAAUAUCUAGCACUUUUUCCAAUUUCUGCCGUCAAGAUCUUGCAAGUUAAUAUCUUUAAUUUGCAUAUUUUAAGCGAUAUGUAAAUUGAAUUGUAAAGAAUCGUCAAAGUAAAAUGUAUAAUUAUUCGCGAAUGUUAAACUAUUUUAAUAUUUUAUAUGGACAUUUGCUCUUGUACUAGAAAGAGUAGAUUGCUGAAGAAAGUACUAUAUCAAAAAAACCAAACUUAAUAUAUUAGCGAAAUUAUGCGAGAAUCCGUGAAUUUUGUUGUUUUUACUAAGUCGCUUUGUGGCGGAAAUAGGUGUUUAGACCUUUGUUCAAAACAGUACAGUUUACCCUGAUAAUAUUAUGCUUUACAUUUACGGCAAAGAAAAUUCAAACCUUCAUAACGUUCUCUAGAAGGAUUUAAAGAUAACUUUCUCAGUCACAUGCUUGCGGAUGAAAAAAAACUCCAUUUUGCUGGCAGUUCAUUAGCACAUGAUCGGUAAUUUAUUCUAUUUAAUUAAGUAAAAAUAACGUGAAUACAAUGCAGAUGCGAAAACGCGGAAACCCAUUCGUAAUACAUAAUUGUAAUCGUUGCUCUUAAUGCAAUCAAACACCAAGUCAAUCAUUUAAUCAAAUUCUGCGCUGACUACACGUUAUUCACAUAUACUAAAUAUAGAACGUGCUAUGUGUCUUCCCGUACAUAUUUGCAAAUAACACAUCGUAUGCUAGACAUGUUAAAUGUAUUCGCAAUAUUAGCAACGUAUUUGAUAGUGUCCGUCGAUUUAUCUAGCAACCCAGCUUUGUUAAUAUUAAGAAAAUUAUUCGAGCGAAUUAAUGCAUGAAGCAUGAAUUUUUUUUGCAACAAGAUAAUCUCUAAUUUUUUUUGCGACGUUCUCAAAUUGUGAUUGUUUAGGAGAAUGAAGAUUGUGUCGGGAAAGAAAGAUGAGUUAUUUUUAUUUUAGGCAAGAUAUAAUUCAAUUGAGAAAGUUAGCCUGAAAAAAGCAAUUUAAGUGCUACUUAAAGAAAAUUCAAGGGUAUCAAAUGGAAGGAUAGAAUUAUUUCGUUCCCAUGUGGAUGAUUAUUUGCGUAAGAGUUCUACUUCUUUCCAAAGACAUAUAUAUUCGUGAGAUAUUUUGAUAAUAACGGUAAAUAGUAACUGCAAUGUUACCUGAUGUGACUUUUUGUAUUGUAAAGACAAUAAUUUUAUUCGGAGCGUCGCGUCGUACACAAAUCAUAAGAGAAAGAAAAGGUAGACACAUCGACAUAAAGGUACAUAGCAUUAAAUCUUUGACUUUAUAGAACGGACAAAUUAGUAAAAAGUGAAGAAAAGAAAAAUUAGAAAGAAACAAUUAGUUUAAUCCCGUGUCACAGACCAAGCGUUAGACUUGUGAGAAUGAGAGAGCAAGAGAAAGACACAUACACGCAAAGAUACACACGGUUUGUGUAGAUUUCACAUAUCCAAACUUUGCUCGCGAUCAUACAUACAAAUGAGAAUUUUAUUUUCACAUCAGAAUAGAAGAAUUAGAAGUACGGGUGUAAGGCACAUCGAUGCUUGCUUCCUUAAUUUUAUACAAUCAGUAUCUAAAUCUUAUACAGUUAAACGUCACUCAAAAAGUAAAAACUUCUAUAGAAUAAAAAUUGAACUUGUGCAAUUUACGAGUAAUUUUUUGCUCUACGAGAUUUAUAGAAUAAAUAACUUAUAUUUUUAGCAUUUUUUAAGACUUGUGUAAUACAUUAAAAUUUAUUAUCUGAAUGGAAUAAAAUUUUAAAAAAUAUUGUUUAAAAAAAAUGCUCAAGUAACAAAAUAGGAAUAUGCGAUAAUAUUCUGCUAAUCAGCUGUUGCAUCUUAUUUGCAGUGUCAUAUACCCGUACUCUUUCUAGCAAUCUUUAAAAAAUUUUUUCUGUGCAGACAUGUACACCUAUAAGUGCUAGGACAAUUAAUCAGCGAUAAAAUGUACCUGUACACCGACCAUAUUGAUGGUUUGCCUCUACAUACGGAUGUUUAGGUUUCAAAAUUUUUUUAUUUUUCCGUAUCUGAAACUUCGAAAUUAACAUAGCAAAUGUAAUGAGACAGUAAUGACGACAGUUUAUUCCUUCAUCUGUCCUUCGGAUCUAUUCAGAUUUCGGAUCUGAAUUAAUUGCUCUUUAAAAGUAUCACUUUAAUACACAUCAUCUUUGACGUUCUUCAGUUGUUACUUUAAAUGUAAAUAAAAUUUAUAAAAUUAGAAACACUGGUCACAUCAAAUUGGAACAUCUAUUCGAUAAGAUAUUAAAAAUUUUACUCUUUUUUCGGGAUUUUCUGAAAUACGUUAAGAUUUUUAAAAUGCAAAUGAUUGUUUAAUUCUUGAUUAUAUAUGCAUUUUACUCUAUUAUAUUAAAAAAUUAUCGAAGAAACUUUUCCUUAUGAAAUCAAUUAUUUAUUUUAGGAUACAAGGAUCUCAGUAUCAAAAUGAAAAUCCAUAUUUUUGGUAUUCUAAUAUCACAUUGGUUUAAAGAAAAACGUCGCUUAUAUUUCAAUACGGAUAAGGAUCCAAGGGAUAGAAGAUCGAAUACAUGCACAUAUGGCUUACCAUUAUUUUCGAUCAAGAAGAUGAAGAUGAUUAACAACUUAUAUGCGUUAUUCGCAUAUAACAGAGAUAUAAAAAAUAUUUUGAGAGGCAAAUUCGUGAAUUACGUAAAAUGAAUAAAAGAGAAAUAUAUAUAUAUAUAUACAUAUAUACAUAUAUAUAUAUAAAUAUAUUUAAUAAAAUUUCUUGACAUAUAUAUAUAUAUUGUAAAUUCGAAGAGGUAUUCAUUAAUCUAAAAUAGAAUGGAUUCCGAUAAUUUUGUUAAUUAGCCGGUGUUGAAGAUACGAAUUGCCGAUAUAUCAGUAGUUAGUAACCAAAGCCGUAGCGAUAAAUAUAUAACGCAAUGAAUGAUUAAAAUUAUUCUUACAACUGGAAAUUAGGGAAGCGAUUAAAAAAAGAGAUAUAACGUGUUACAUCGUACAGAGAUUUUAGAAAUAAGGACCUUCUGCUGUAUAAAAUUCUCACUAAGUGUUACUCCGUUACAACAUUUAACGCUCGCGUAAUUAUUUAUUUAAAGAGUAAUGCGCUUUUCUCCAAAAUUUAUCAAAGCACAGAUAGCGGAAAUUGAACGAUGAAAGACAAUUUCUAGUUACACUGUCAGAGACUUAUUGUAAAAGAAAUAAACGUUAAUUUAUUCUUUAUAGUCAAAAGCUGCGUAUUAACGAGAAGUAUUAACGGAAGAAGAGUAUAGGAGUUUCUUAUAAAUAUUAAUUAGAAUUAUACUAGUGUGACUAAGUCUUGUAAUUAUGAAAGCUGUAUAUAAUGUGUAUAACGUAUAUAUGUUACACUUGCGUUCGCCGAACCCUUAUUUUAGUCAUUUUUUAUAUAAAUGCAACAUUGUAAGAAUAAUUUAUAGUUAUAAACAUAUUUAUAUAUAAUUUACCUGUAUCUAUAAAAGCAACUAGCCAAACUUCUGUAAAUAGACCGUCUCGUAAUAAAAUCUGUCUAAGGAAAAAAA